This is a messenger RNA of Mauremys mutica (yellowpond turtle), 1163 nucleotides long. RefSeq names its product G protein pathway suppressor 2 (gene GPS2). The coding region runs from base 183 to 1121 and encodes 312 amino acids. Gene Ontology annotation, cellular component: transcription regulator complex. NCBI's taxonomy places the organism in Eukaryota, Metazoa, Chordata, Testudines, Geoemydidae. Gene Ontology annotation, molecular function: transcription coregulator activity. Gene Ontology annotation, biological process: regulation of transcription by RNA polymerase II. The transcript has 11 exons. The record is from RefSeq and is a predicted model, not a curated record.
CCUGGGGCACCCCCCAGCCCCCCCUGUACUGCCCCCUGGGGCACCCCCAUAACCCCCUCAGUACCCCACAGCCCCCCCCACUGUACUGCCCCAGGGACCCCCAUGUCCCGAUUCCGUCAAAACUUUCUGCUACUUUCCAGCCCGAAUUGGCCCCAUUUAAGGAGGAGGAGGAGGUGGACAAGAUGAUGGAGCAGAAGAUGAAGGAGGAGCAGGAGCGGCGCCGGAAGAAGGAGAUGGAGGAGCGCAUGUCGCUGGAGGAGACCAAAGAGCAGAUCUCUAAGCUGGGGGAAAGGCUGCAGGCCUUGCAAGAGGAGAAGCACCAGCUUUUCCUGCAGCUGAAGAAGGUGCUGCAUGAGGAGGAGAAGCGCCGGCGCAAGGAGCAGAGCGACUUGACAACGCUGACGGCGGCAGCCUAUCAGCAGGGCAUGGUCGCGCACGCCGGGACCCACAUCCUCAACAUGCAGGGGAGCCCCGGGGGGCCCAGCCGGGCCGGGACGCUGAUCUCGGCCGACCGGAGCAAGCAGAUCUUCGCGCCCCCCGUGAUCACGACGCGGCACUUUGCCACCCAGCCCGGCUUCGCGCCCGGCACCCCGGAGCACGGCCAGUACCAGAGCGGGCAGGCCGGGCACGGCCCCUACGCCGUGGGGCAGGGCCAGCACUACGCCCCGGGCCAGGCCGGGCCCGUCAGCUACGCCGGCGGCCAGCCCAUCCGCGGCCCCUCGGGCUUCCCCGCCAUGCAGUACCUGUCGCAGCAGCCGCCGGGGUACGCGCUCCACGGGCACUUCCCCCCCGCCCAGCCAGGUUUCAUCCCCCCCAGCACAACCAUCCCCCUGCAGAAGCAACUGGAACACGCCAACCAGCAGUCCGGCUUCACCGACUCGGCGACCCUGCGCCCGAUGCACCCCCAGGCCCUGCACCCCAACCAGACCCUGCUGCCCAGCCCCCAGCUCCCCGUCCAGAUGCAGCCGGCCAGCAAGUCUGGCCUGGCCUCGCCCGGGAGCUUCCCGCACGGCUCCACCCCCCAGCAGCCCCACACGUCGGGCUUCCCCGCCAGCGGCCAGCCGGCCUCGCGGCACAGCUUCAUCCAGCCCGCCCCGGGCCAGCGCUUCUACCACAAGUGACCCCCGCCCGGCCCGGCCCGCGGGGCGCCCAGCUCUGGGGAG